Peronospora matthiolae is the source of this 369-nucleotide messenger RNA. NCBI's taxonomy places the organism in Eukaryota, Oomycota, Peronosporomycetes, Peronosporales, Peronosporaceae. The record is from the annotation of a GenBank genome assembly.
AUGGGCAAUCAACCUGCCGACUUGAACCAGGCGUCCAUCUGCCUUCGAGCCUCUUCACUUGCCUAUGAAAACACGUCGGACGCGUUUGUUCCGCUCAUCUCGCACACAGCACAUAGCUGUAAGGCGAGUUACAGCAGCAGAGCAUGGAGCCAUUGGCUUGGUGCUGGAUUCUGUGUGAGGCAUUCGAAGUGUCUGCGCUGUUGCAUCGUGCCACCUAUAAGAAGCCUCUUCGUCUUGGUGGCGGAUACAGCGGCUGCAGUAUCGCUCGGAUCCAGAGCUUCCGUCGUGCGCGUAGAGUACGUCAAAGUGACGAGACUGGUGCGAUUGGCGCAGACGGAACGUGUCAACUUGCCCGCAUUCCUUCGUUGA